Messenger RNA from Nematostella vectensis (starlet sea anemone), 3230 nucleotides. RefSeq names its product dynein axonemal intermediate chain 3. NCBI's taxonomy places the organism in Eukaryota, Metazoa, Cnidaria, Anthozoa, Actiniaria, Edwardsiidae. Gene Ontology annotation, molecular function: dynein heavy chain binding; dynein light chain binding. The transcript has 24 exons. Bases 401 to 3019 code for a protein of 872 amino acids. The record is from RefSeq and is a predicted model, not a curated record. Gene Ontology annotation, cellular component: inner dynein arm. Gene Ontology annotation, biological process: cilium movement involved in cell motility; inner dynein arm assembly.
AUAUAUCUUGCUUUGACUUCCUGUGGUAGUAGUGUGAUGCUGACUGUCUGGGAGGGGGUAGAGAUGAUUUUGCAGAUCGUAAAUAGAAGCAUAUCACAUAUAAAACAACAUUAAUUCUAAAUAUCAUUGAAAAUAUAUGUUUAUUUGCUAAUUUCACUAUUCUUUCUUGUAUUUCUCUUUAUUCCAGCAGUCAAUUCAGGUGUAAAGAAACAGACCAUACAUGCCCCCCUUCCCCCAUUAUAUGCAAAGGAUCGUCGAGUGGGACUGGAAACUCGCGCCUGUUUCCUCGGAGACAGUUGUUUGAUUUUCAAAAUGGCGGCCUCCGGAAUAACAAAACUUCUCUAAAAUAAACUAUUUCUUACAAUUUACGGUAUUUUGUAUUCAAACUUUUAUCUCGAAAAUGCCCGAGGAGAAAAAGGACGACACAAAGAGCAGCAUGGAUGGUGAAGAGGAGACAGAAGAUGAGACUCCUUCAGAUAUUAUGCCGCUUUUCUUCACAAGCAAAACUCAGGAGAUUUUUGCAUGCAAAGGGGACGAAGACGUGACGGACGAAAACCCCUUUAAAUUAAUCCCAAAAGAGGCUAUCGAGCAAGACUUCAAAUCACGUGCUGCAAUUUCCGACUUUCAUCCUGCUAAAAAAAUUGUGCAGUCUUAUCCAGCAGAAGAACUUCUAAUUGUUUAUGAUCCAGCAUUCAAAUAUGGACAAAACUUCUACCUCUGCCUUACUGAAGAGGCCAAGGAAAGACACCUAAAUCCACCUAAAGAAGAGCUUGGAGAGGGAGAGGAGAUUGAAGGUGAAGAGGAAGUAGAGGAAGGGGUGUUUAGGAGAUUUCCUCGGACUCCCCAACCCUGGGAAUCCCUCGGCAGUGAGCUGGAAGUGGAGGAAGAGGUUGUGGUUGAAAACCGUCCAAAGGUGAAGUUCAGGAUAUCCCGGCUGCGGCGUGAGUUUGGUGCUCCAGUGUCGUUUACCACUCACAGUGCCACUGAUGCUAAGGGUGGUUUGAUUGACUGCCCAUCAUAUGACGAGGAAACUCCAAGCUUUAAGAAAAUGGAAUUUGAGAAAGCCAUUCAGGCGGUCUCUGUCCUAGAGGAUGUGGGCAGUCAGACAGAUUGGCUUAAACCAUGCAAUGCAGCCACUCAGUAUGUUCCUCGUGAGUUUGAGGAGUAUGAGAAGGAAAAGAUAAACAAGUCCCUCAUGUUCAAGAACUUUGUCAAUAAAGUAACACCAAGGUUUGAACUAGCCCUGCAGCAGAAUGAGAUCAUGAAUGUGUUCUAUGAUGACUAUGAGUCCAUGGCUGACGAUGAGACAACAUUUGGUGCUAAGUCGGACAACUACCUCAAGGAAUAUCAGUCAUUUACAGAUUUACUCUACAGCAAGGAGAAGACUAUAACUAGCAUAGAAUGGCACCCAUCCAUUAAAGGGAUCAUAGGUGUGUCCUGUGGGGAGCGCUUGUUAUUUGAUGAGCGUAUCGACCAGUCCUCCAGGAUCCUCAUGACGGCAUCUCUUGUUCUGAUCUGGAGUUUCUCAGACCCUAUUCACCCCCUGGUGCUACUCCAGGCUCCUGAUGAGAUCCACUCAUUCAAGUUCAACCCAUCUGAUCCAAACAUCAUAGCAGGGGGGUGCAUUAAUGGACAGGUUGUAAUGUGGGAUAUCAGUAACUACAGUGAAAGACUAAAGACUCAUAGGCAGUCUCAUGGACAGACAAAGAAGAACUCCAUGAACUCCUUGCCAGGGUUUGAGGAUGAAUCAAUGACAGACAUGUCCCCCAAGAUCAGGUAUUGUGCUGUCUCAUCAAUAGAGCACAGUCAUAAGACAUCCAUCACAGAUAUCCAGUGGAUCCCAGACCACAUGGAGAUUGGUCGUAUGGGCCAUGUGGUGCAGAACAAGUCCCAGCACUGUUGUCAACUCAUGACAUGUGCAGCGGAUGGGACUGUCCUAUUCUGGGACACUAGACCCAAUAAAUCUGCAGCUCCACAAACCACUGCAAACUCAGCUGGGGUACCCUUGACAUUUAAACAUCUGGACUUGACAUGGAAGCCCAUCCUUAAGACCACUGUUCAGCGCCAGACAGGGACGGGCGAGUUUGGACCAAAAGUAUUCAGCAUAUUUGAGAAACAAAGCAAGACUAAAGGGAAGCCUAGCAAUGAGUCAGCAGACGCCGAUAAUACAGGAGUAAGCCGGCUGCCCUCAAAUGUUGCCAAGGGGAAGGACCAGGGGAAACCUCUUGAGAAUGUCAGCACAAAGUUCCUUGUUGGGACUGAGGAAGGGGAUCUUGUGUAUUUGGACUGGAGGCCAGAGAAAGACACCGACAGCGGCAAGAUCAUGACGCCACGCCCUGAGCACGUGUGGGCGGCGCAUGACGGCCCUAUAAACACCCUCCAGGUGUCGCCGUUCUUCAAGGAUAUUAUACUGACAGUGGGAGGGUGGACUUUCGCCAUCUGGAAAGAGGGGGUCAACAGUGAUCCCUUGCUGCUUUCUUCUAGUCACAUCGUUAAGCUCACAAAGGGCCAUUGGAGCCCUUCAAGGCCCGGCGUGUUCUUUAUCGCCAAGGCGGACGGAAUGGUGGACGUUUGGGACUUAUUGGACAGGUCCCACGAACCAUCACUGACGCAGAACAUCACGGCAGCCACCAUCACCACAAUAUUCCCCCACCAAGUGUCCAGUAAGCAGCAGCUGCUGGCAGCAGGCGACAGCACGGGAACCCUGCACGUGAUGGAAGUGCCGUGGAACCUAAGGCACCCCUCUGCGAAUGAGGCGAACGUAAUGGAGAAUUUUUUUGAGCGUGAGGUCAAACGGCUGGCGUUCGUGGAGGAGCGGAAGAAAAUGCGAGAAGUGGAAAAGCGUGAGCGGGACGCGGAAGAGACUCGGCGGCAACAGGAAGGCAAGAAGCCGGAUGAAAGCGAAGCAGACAUCGAGGCAAAACAGCGAAUGGAAUACCAGGAGUACCUGGAACUUGAAAAGAAGCUUCUUGAAGAACUUGGUAUACGCGAGGAGCCUGAAGACUCCUUGGAUGUCUAGAAAGCAACACGUGGUUGCCAUAGUACGGCGUCGCACAUGACGCGAGAGCGAGGCCCAAGCUAGCAGCAGUAGCCCUUGGUUCGCCCACACUUGUAUAAUAAUGUAUUUAAAAGGUUUUUUUACGGUGUUUAAUGUUCCCGAGUUGUGAUUGUAUAGUGUCUAUUUUAUGUAAUUAAUUGUUUGGUAUUAGCAAUAAAGCUGACAAGUCGUU